Messenger RNA from Suillus clintonianus, 2070 nucleotides. RefSeq names its product 40S ribosomal protein S7. Gene Ontology annotation, biological process: translation. The transcript has 8 exons. Bases 89 to 1915 code for a protein of 608 amino acids. Lineage: Eukaryota; Fungi; Basidiomycota; Agaricomycetes; Boletales; Suillaceae. Gene Ontology annotation, cellular component: ribosome. Gene Ontology annotation, molecular function: Hsp90 protein binding; structural constituent of ribosome. The record is from RefSeq and is a predicted model, not a curated record.
ACUCAACCAACACUCAACGCUUUUGCUUAAAGCCUUGGUUCACCACUACGCCUAGUAAGGGGCCAACUCCGCGCUUACUGGCAAGAAAAUGGCUGCCAUAUUACCACAGCCGGCAGAGUCCUCUUUCGAAGAGAAGCUAAAUGCUCUGCAAAGCACCCCGCUCUUUAUGAAAUCUCUACCCUCAGAAGAAUCCGAUGACCCUGUGAUUCAAGCCUUACAAAGCCUCGCCUUCGAAGGAACGCCAGAUGAGAUCGCUCAAAAUUUCAAAGAGCAAGGAAACGACUACUUCAAGGGAAAACGCCAUCGAGAAGCAAUCAGCUUCUACACGCAGGGAAUUGAUGCCAAGCCAUCUGAUAUUGUGUUGCACGAAGCUCUCUUAUGCAAUCGUGCCGCAUGCAACCUUGAAUUAAAGAACUAUGGUUCCGUGCUCCGAGACUGCUCGAAGGCACUCACCCUGAACACGAAGUCUUCAAAAGCCUAUUACCGCUCUGCUAUGGCGUUAUUCGCGCUGGAGCGCUUUGAAGAGUCCCUCGAUUGCUGCGAGAGAUGCCUGGAGUAUGACCCAGACAACCAAGGGGUCAAAUCAGCCCGCGAUCGUUCCGCCAAAGCGAAGGCAGAGAAGAGCCGCAAAGAGAGCGAAAAACAGGAACGAAUACAUAGAGAACAAAGAGAGAAGAAACUCCUGCAGGUGGCGUUCAAGGAACGACAUUUGUUUGCCGUCUACAACCCGAAAGGGUCAUCAGAAAACCCAUACGAGCCUCAUUUUGACCCGGAGGACCCUGAAGGAACGACGUUGAUAAUCCCCGUGUUCUUCUUGUAUCCACAAUAUGCGACUUCGGACGUCAUAGCGCAUUUUGUCGAAGAUACCACCUUUUCUACUCAUAUUUAUCAGAUGUUUCCGCCGCAGGCGCCUGCACCUCUCUGGGAUAAAGCCGGGCAGUACGUUGCGAAUACCCUAGUGGUUUACGCAAUAACCAGAAGGAAGCGCCUGCUCAAAGUUGGCAAGAAGAUGUCAUUGAGGGACGUGUGCAAUGCGGCCAAGGCAAAAGAAGGGGAACCUGACGAUGGAUUAGAGUUGAAAGACGGGUGCUUGACGAGAGGUAGAGCAAAAUUGGGUAGAGGAAUUCAAGCGGACACGAGACAGCUAGACACAUAUCCGCAUAGUGCAAUGAACAGGGGUGUUUCCACAUUGAGAAGCAAAAUGCACCACGUGCACACAAAUGUGUUGGUCACUGUUUGGCGCGAUAGCCAGACACCAUACGGUAAGACUCAUCGCAAAAAAGACAUCGACAAAGGCGUCAAGCUCGGGCCUCAUAUUCCAGUCAUGUCUGUCACCCACAAGAUUCUCCGUUCUGCAAAUGCACCAACCACCUCCCCCGAUGAGACCGAGGUUUCCGUCGCUCAGGCUCUAAUCGACCUCGAGAACAAUGUCCCUGAACUCAAGACUGAGCUCCGUGCUCUGCAGAUUUCCGCUGCCCGUGAAGUUGAUGUACGAGGUGGAAAGAAGGCUAUCGUCGUGUUCGUUCCCGUUCCCCAACUGAAGGCGUUCCACAAGGUGCAGCAGAGACUCACCCGUGAGCUGGAGAAGAAAUUCUCUGACCGCCACGUCGUUUUCGUGGCUCAGCGUCGGAUGCUGAGCAAGCCCACCCGUAACUCGCGGGUGAAGCAAAAGAGACCCCGCUCUCGUACACUCACCAACGUACACGAGAAGAUCCUGGAGGACCUUGUGUUCCCGACCGAGAUUGUUGGCAAGAGGACUCGCGUGUCUGUUGACGGAUCAAAACUUUUGAAAGUCAUCCUUGACCCUAAAGAUGCGACAUCGCUUGAGUACAAGCUGGACUCGUUCUCUUCGGUAUACCGCCGUUUGACGGGCAAGGAUGUGACAUUUGAGUUCCCCCCUGCAAACCAAGAGUAGAUUACGAUAUCUCUAUUCAUUCAUGACACAUGUUCCGGUUCCCUGCAUUCUCCGACAAAAAUAAGGACAUCCUGCUUAUGUCUUGUUUGGGCUAUGUGCUGUGAUAAUACCGGAAGCACUGCAGCACUGAGUAACCUGAGCGAAUCCGCCUGACA